CGAAUCCCAACUCAACUACUCCAACCUCAGUCAAAGAAAAGAGGAAUACCGAGGAAUCAGGAAACACGGACAAAUACCACACAACACCUUUACAUAGAAACAAUGCAGACCUGAGCGGGACAACCAGUUGAGUGAGAGAGAGUGAGACAGUUUGCCUUGCGAGUAAGAUGGGGUUCGGCCGGGACCUGCGGAACUCCCACGAGGGUCUGAUUAAGCUUCAGGACUGGGAGCUGAGGCUGCUGGAGACGGUGAAGCGCUUUAUGACCCUGCGGGUGAAGAGUGAUAAGGAAUACGCCUCGCUCCUGCUCAACAUCAGCCAGCAGGUGGACAAGCAUGAAAACUCCUCUCAGAUACACUAUGUCAGCAAUGUCUCCAAGUCAUGGACUCACAUGGUGCAGCAGACGGAGCAGUUAAGUAAGAUCAUGAAGUCUCAUGCAGAGGAGCUGAACUCAGGGCCUCUCCAUUGCCUCACCAUGAUGAUCAAAGACAAGCAGCAGGUGAAGAAGAGCUACCAAAGUCUCCACCAGCAGAUCGAGUUAGAGAUGAAUAAGGUAACCAAAAGUGAUCUUGAGAAGUUAAAAGGCACCUACAGGCAGUUAACUAAGGAUGCUGUUUUUGCAAGAGAGAAAUACAAGGAGGCUGUUGUUAAAGGCAAAGAGACCGAGAAAGCCAGAGAGCGCUACGACAAAGCCACCAUGAAGUUGCAUAACCUGCACAACCAGUACGUGCUUGCGGUGAAAAGCGCGCAACUACACCAGGAGCACUACAACGAGACUGCGCUGCCCCUGCUACUCGACUCCCUGCAGAGGAUGCAGGAGGAGAUGAUCAGUGCACUUAAGGGGAUUCUGGAGGAGUACAGUGAAAUCACCAGCCUGUUAACAGAUGAAAUCGUAAAGGUCCAUAAAGAAAUACACACUUCUAUCGACCAAAUCGAUCCUCUCUCAGAGUAUGACAACUUCAUCGAAGUGUAUAGAUCACCAGAAGCCAAAGAACCAAAUGUAGAAUUUGAUAUAACGCUAUUAGAGGAAACAGAAAAUCUUCAAGCAAAUGAGAUUCUGUGGAAUAAUUUGACAGCGGACAGUUUACAAGCAAUGCUGAAGUCCACCUCAGAGGAGCUACUGUUAACCCAGCAGAGUCUGUGCAGCAAAGAGGACCUCAUGCUGGACCUGGAGAAUAAAAUAGAAGAGUCUACCAAAACAUUUGAGAAGAAAUCAGAUGUGGUGUUAUUGCUCAGUCAAAAGCAGUCUUUGGAAGAGUUGAGACAGACUGUUCAGCUGCUGCGCUGCUCAGAGACCAAACUCACAGUGCAGAGAGAACUGUUGGAGCAGAAGAUGCAAGAGAACGAGGGCAAAGAACCACCACCUGUCGUCAAUUAUGAAGAGGACGCCCGCUCCGUCAACUCAAUAGAUAAAAGCAAAGACAAGAUAUCAAAGUUUGACACCCUCAGGCACUCCAUCGCCGGAAUCAUCCGCUCGCCAAAGUCUGUUCUGGGCUCCUCCUCAUUUUUUGAUGUGAUACCCACCAGCGAGAAACCGCUGGGUGAUCAGGAGUGGUAUCACGGUGCCAUUCCCAGGACAGAAGCUCAGGAGCUGUUAAAGCAGCAGGGAGACUUCCUGGUGCGUGAGAGCCACGGCAAACCUGGAGAGUAUGUGCUGUCAGUGUUCUCGGAUGGACAACGCAGACAUUUCAUCAUUCAGUUCGCUGAUAAUCAGUACAGAUUUGAAGGCACUGGCUUCCCCACCAUCCCACAGCUCAUUGAGCAUCAUUACACAUCUAAACAAGUCAUCACCAAGAAAUCUGGGGUUGUGCUCUUAAACCCUGUCAUAAAGGAUAAGAAAUGGAUCCUCAAUCACGAGGACGUCAUUCUUGGAGAGCUCCUCGGCAAAGGAAACUUUGGUGAGGUUUUCAAAGGAACACUGCGAGAUAAAACCCCAGUGGCAGUGAAAACCUGUAAGGAAGAUCUACCACAAGACCUCAAAAUAAAGUUCCUCUCAGAAGCCAGAAUCCUGAAGCAGUAUGAUCAUCCCAACAUUGUGAAGUUAAUAGGCGUCUGUACCCAACGACAGCCCAUUUACAUAGUAAUGGAACUUGUACCAGGCGGCGACUUUUUAUCAUACUUAAGAAAGAAAAAGGAGGACCUCAAAACAAAACAACUGGUAAAGUUUGCAUUAGACGCUGCUGCUGGAAUGGCGUACUUGGAGCUAAAGAACUGUAUACACAGAGAUCUGGCUGCUCGGAACUGUCUUGUGGGAGAGAACAACGUGCUGAAGAUCAGUGAUUUUGGGAUGUCCCGGCAGGAGGAUGAUGGCAUCUACUCUUCAUCUGGCCUUAAACAGAUCCCAAUCAAGUGGACUGCACCAGAAGCACUGAACUAUGGGAGAUACAGCUCAGAGAGUGAUGUGUGGAGCUAUGGGAUCCUCCUGUGGGAAACCUUUAGUCUAGGAGUUUGUCCUUACCCAGGCAUGACCAACCAGCAGGCACGAGAACAGGUCGAGAAAGGUUAUAGAAUGUCCUGCUCGCAGAAAUGCCCAGAUGAGGUGUACAGGAUCAUGCAGCGGUGUUGGGAGUACAAGCCGGAAAACAGACCCAAAUUCGCAGACAUUCAGAAAGAACUGGCUGCCGUCAAGAAAAAAUAGCCCUUAAUGAGGACAUGACCAGAGGGCCGAACCCAUACUUCACAUCUAGGUGAUCUUGAAUCUACCGAGAGAAACAUAACCAAUGUUUCACCCUCCAAAUCACAUGCUAUUAUUGUCAAAGAGUACUUUGUCACAUAAUCACUGUGUGAACUGCCUAUGCACCAGCUGUUUUGAGCCAUUAGCAUGGGGAGAGGUCUCCACUUUCCCCCUGUAUUUUGUCCUGUAAGUCUCCACUGAGCAACAGUUGAGCUAGAUCAGAACAUGAGAUGUAUGUUCUCCUAUAGAGGUGCCAUUGAGGAUUUCUGUGGCCGCACUAGUGACUCUCAUUUUCAUAUAUAUUUUUUUAAAGUCCUGAACCCGUUCGAUGGUUUAGGCUGUUUUAUACAAGUCAUUUUAUGUCAUUUUUAUUUUUCCAGAGUAAUAGGACCCUUUUUUAAGCAAACAUAUUUGCUUGGCAUCAGUUCGUCGGUUGCCCAAAACAAGUGUGUUACAUCCAUAAGAAGACUUUCAGUGUGUUACAUUCCAACAUAUCAGCACUCAUCAAAGCAAUGAGACCAAAUGCAUAGGUUUACCUAAGUGCAAUUGACUAAAUAGUACUGUCAGAUGGCCUUAAUGUAAAAUCAAAUGGUUUUGCCAGGCUGUGUGCUGAUGUAUUCUAUUUGAGACCAUUUGAAUGACAUGGACACCGCAUCAGUCUUCACAAAUUCUCCAAUUACCUCUUACUUCUUUGUGGUUCAUGCUAUAUGAUGUUUCAAGGAAUAGUUACUCCCAAAAUUAAAAUAUUCUGUCAUUGUUUACCCACCACCAUAUUGUUGCAAACCCAUAUGACCUUCUUGUUUCCGUGGAACAGUUUAGCAGUAGGUUCAUGAUGCUCAUGGGAUAUCAAUCUCACAAAAAGGACACUUAGACAUUAAAAGCUUUGUGCGAGAAACGGACCAAAAUUUAAGCCGUUAUUUGCUCAAAAAUGUCCCCUCCAAAAAUGUCUACUGCGAGAUAUCUCCUUUUGGGUUCCAUGAAAGAAAGAAACUAAACAUGAGGGUGAGUAAUGACAGAAUUUUCAUAUUUGGGUGAACUAUCCCUUUAACAUCCAACAAAGUUGCCGUGUGGCAUGUUAGACCAUCACCUCAAGCUCUGUCCAAAAUGGACCGUGGUUCAUAUCUGUUGGGAUCCCUGUAUGGAAAGGUGUUUUUUUUUUUCUGGUAACCAGCAACCAAAGCCAGCCACAGGCAUGUUUAUUUGUAUCUAUGCGAUUUGUGUUCUUAUUCUUGUGCGGUUUGUUUAAUUGCUCCUUUACGAUCAGGUGUCCUCUUGCAAACAACCCUUCAGACCUAAUAGACAUGUACUUACAAGUAUUACAGGUUUGCCUAGACAAUGAUUUGUUCUCGAAGACUUUCCCACGUUGUACAGGUGCCAUUGUUUUCCAUGUUUAUAAAUCGCUCUUUACGUACCCAAGCUCCCAGUAUGGCAAGCCGAUUUGUCUUUUAAUAAUGUGCAUGAUAUGAAUUAUGGAUAUCUAAAAUUCUAUUUUGUCUGGUUAAAAUAUGUUAAUUUGUAUCAGCAAUGGAACUGCUGCUAGUGAAAAUGCUCAAUUUCCAUUUCUCUAAUUAGGUUGAGUGGUUAGGUUUUUACUAGUGCAAAUGUAAUGACUAAUGUCAAGAAUUACCAUUUUCACUGUAUCUGUAAUCCAUGUCCUGCACAUGAUUACAUUUCGAAAGGGCUUGCGAUACCCAUAAGUGCGUCCAUGCGGACUGCCCAAACAGUGUCUUGCCAGCAACUUCCUCCAAGCUCCUGAGUCACAUAAAUUUGUCAUUCCAUUUCCACAAAAAUGGAAGUGUGGUUUCUUCAAGGUUUACUCUAUAAAAAGCAUUCCUUUUGUAAUUUGUAAAUACUUUUUUGUAGAUUCAGUAAUUACAUUUUCUAGGUGUUGUUUUUUUCACUGCAAAAUCUAAUGAUAUUAGAAUGUUAAUGUCUGUCAGGAUGGAAUAUGCCUCAACUUUAUGGUUUUUCCAGCUAUAUUUGUCACGAUUAAGACCCAGAUUCAAUACUACUCUAAUAUUUGCACAUUUGGAAUACAUAUAGAGGGUGCUACACCAUUGAAUGUUUCUUAUUCUCCAAUUUCUUUUCCUCUCCAAGUUGUUGCCAUCACUCUAAUGUGGCCAAAUGUCAAACACUUGCACGAAUCAUGCAGAAAUGGUGACAAAUCAAACAUAAUGCUACUGUACAAUACAUUUUGAGUAGUAUAUUUGCAUGAUAGAUCUUCACCUUUGGGUUCAGAUUAAAGUAGAUGUUUUUACGGUAAAGCAGAACUUACGUCAAUGAAACGAUUUUCACCUUUUUUAACGUCAACGCAAUUAUCCUUAGUGUUUUCUUUUAUUUAUUUGAAAUACUGUAAUAUUAUUCCAGCAUUUUAAUCUUUGCUUAUUUUAUUUUUAGUUUUUUGUACCAUUCUCCAUAACUCCUACUGUCAGUGUAUUAAAGUGAUCGCCAGUAUUUGUCUGACAUUAUAUAGAAACUUGUGUUAUUUCAUGAGACUAGAUUUUCAUUUGACCUUUUCUAUGUCUAACUUGCACAUAGUGACCAAGUAAACUUCCAGUUUGAAUAAAAUGGCUUGCUUGUCACCACUUUAGCAAUGCAAGACCAUUGUGAAUAAAUUCUUAAUGCAUUCAUAACUAAAGCCCAUUUGUAAACGUGUUUUCAGUUGUCAUUCAUACGGACAAUUCUCCUUCUUUGAACUCUACUGCCCUGUGCUGGACUAUUUAUUUCCAUGAUGGAAACAUUUUGUAUAUUGAUUGCACUUUUGGCCUGUUGUAUGCUUUAAAAAGAACCCCGUAUAUAUAACAGCAUAAUAGUGCCGUUUCAGGUAACGAUCAGCUCAAAAUCGUCUAGAAUUGAUCACGAACAAGAGCAGAAAAGCAACACUGGACUUAUGAUUGUCAAACUAUCGUAUAUAGUGAUUCAUUUCCAGCUCUGCCCAGUAAAAGAGAAAAUAUGACAACAUAAAUUAGAUAGCUUGAUCUUUUUUUAUCAUGUAGUCUUUUUUUUACCCAUCUCUGUUUGCUCAUAACAUCUCUCUGAUGGACAUUCAACUAUAAUAAUGUCUGCUCAUUGUUUAUAUUGUACACUUGCAAUAAAGGUUUU
Molecule: messenger RNA, 5774 nt
Organism: Xyrauchen texanus (razorback sucker)
Lineage: Eukaryota; Metazoa; Chordata; Actinopteri; Cypriniformes; Catostomidae
Gene: fer
Product: fer (fps/fes related) tyrosine kinase
Exons: 19
Coding region: 168-2636 (822 amino acids)
Biological process (GO): chemotaxis; cell adhesion; Fc-epsilon receptor signaling pathway
Molecular function (GO): non-membrane spanning protein tyrosine kinase activity; ATP binding
Source: RefSeq, a predicted model, not a curated record